Molecule: messenger RNA, 1005 nt
Organism: Lathyrus oleraceus (garden pea)
Lineage: Eukaryota; Viridiplantae; Streptophyta; Magnoliopsida; Fabales; Fabaceae
Product: allene oxide cyclase, chloroplastic
Exons: 3
Coding region: 16-840 (274 amino acids)
Biological process (GO): jasmonic acid biosynthetic process
Molecular function (GO): allene-oxide cyclase activity
Source: RefSeq, a predicted model, not a curated record
UCCUAUGUAGUAACCAUGUCUUCGUUAUAUAAACCACCAUUGCCUAUGUUGUUUCCUCACACAAUCUACUUACAAAACAAUUCAUCUAAUCAAAUUCCUCCAUCAUCAACAAUGGCCACUUCAACCAACGUUUUGAGUUCCUUCGUUAACCCUACUGCUAUCGCCACCACCCCAAAAUCGUUUCUAACACCCCCAUCUUCUUUCACACCUUUCUCUUCAUCAAACUCAUCUCUCGUAAAGAGCCUCAAGAUGAACGCAGUCCCUAAGAAGUCCUUUACUUGCAAAAGUCAAGUUAGCGACCACGUCAACACCGAAAAUGCUCAAGAAUUGUCUGUGUAUGAACUCAACGAGAGAGACCGUGGCAGCCCUGCUUAUUUGAGAUUAAGCAACAAGAGUGUUAACACUCUUGGUGAUUUAGUUCCUUUCAGCAACAAAUUGUACACUGGUGACCUACAAAAGCGUAUUGGAAUAUCAGCUGGAAUAUGCAUAUUGAUUCAACACAAUGAAGAAAGGAAAGGUGAUAGAUAUGAAGCAAUCUACAGUCUUCACUUUGGAAACUAUGGUCACUUAGCAGUUCAAGGACCAUACCUUACUUAUGAGGACACAUACCUAGCAGUGACUGGUGGUUCUGGAAUAUUUGAAGGUGUUAGUGGACAAGUGAAGUUGCAUCAAAUUGUUUUUCCGUUUAAGAUUCUUUAUACAUUCUAUUUGAAGGGUAUUAAGCCUUUGCCUCAAGAGCUUCUUGGUCAACAUGUUGAGCCUCAUAUUGGUGUUGAAGCUUCUGCUGCUGCUAAGGCUCUUCAGCCUCAUGCUGUCAUUCCUGGGUUUAAUAAUAACUAGGAGAUUUAAGUGGUGGGUUAGUUUAAUGGAGGAAUAAUAAGUGGGUUGAUGAUGGAUUUUUGUAAUGGAGAUUUUUUGUAGUGUUUGGCAUUAGUAUUUGUUUGACCAAAUAUGGGUAAAGUUUGAGUUUGAACUAUAAAUUAAUAUUUUAGUAUUUAUUUGCUA